CCACACAAAACAUCAGAGCCUGAAGUCGGACAAAGCCUUAUCCAUAUUUGAUCUCCAAAACAUCUCUUUAUCCAUAUUCAAUCCCAUUCUGACCAUCAAAAUAUAAGCGCAAAACCUCGAUCCAUUCAAACGCUACCUUCGAUCAUGGCGUCCUUGUGUUCAUUUCCACGCAUUUCUUCUGCAGAUCCCAUCAAGCAUCCCGCCGCCGCCCCUUUUCCGCCGUCCAAUCACCCGAAAAGACCAUCAGCGUUGUCUCUCCGGCAGAGCAGCCGCAACCAGAAAAGAACUUCUACGAUUGUCGCCGCCAUCGGAGACGUCUCCGCUGACGGCACCACGUAUUUGAUCGCCGGCGCCGUCGCUGUGGCUCUCGUUGGUACCGCCUUCCCUAUCCUCUUCUCUCGCAAAGACCUGUGCCCGGUGUGCGACGGCGCAGGGUUUGUCCGGAAGUCGGGGGCGGCGCUGAGGGCGAAUGCGGCUCGUAAAGACCAAGCUCAGAUCGUUUGUUCUCGUUGCAAUGGCCUGGGCAAGCUCAAUCAAGUGGACAAAUAAAUUACUUUAUUUUAUUUUAUUUUUUAUUUUCCGCCCUUUCCUAAUGUGACUGUAAUAUAAUAUUAAAAUAUAUUAUAAGUCUAUGUACCUUGAGCUUAUUAAACAUUUAGACUUAUAAUAUAUUUUAAUACCAUACAUUCUACUAAAAUCUCAUGAUUUUAAUUCAGAAACCUUCCAAUUAUUAAUUUAA
Messenger RNA from Cucurbita maxima (winter squash), 739 nucleotides. RefSeq lists its product as uncharacterized. NCBI's taxonomy places the organism in Eukaryota, Viridiplantae, Streptophyta, Magnoliopsida, Cucurbitales, Cucurbitaceae. Bases 145 to 549 code for a protein of 134 amino acids. Gene Ontology annotation, cellular component: chloroplast thylakoid membrane. The record is from RefSeq and is a predicted model, not a curated record. The transcript is spliced from 2 exons.